GCGGAGACCGGUAAAGAUAAGAGUGUAGUCGUGUUCUCAAAUGGCCAAACUUCAACUUGUAACAUAUCUUCAGCUGGAAAUGAGGACGAACGCGCUGUUGCAAAUAAGUUGCACAAUAAUAACACGGAUAUUAUUUACGUCCCCAUCGAAAAACCCGUGAAUCGAUCUAAUUUGGACGAAAUCGCGCACGACCCCAACAACGUAGCAGACCCGCAAAAUCUCACGACAAUGCAGGAUCCUGCCCGUUUGGAGAAAGCAAGGGACUGGUUGGUUCAGCGGCUCAAUGGGACACCAGCUACCACAACCGAGGCCUGGGAAACUACAAAGGAAAAGCAUGGAACGACGCCUGGAGCAGCGGAGAGAACCACUGUUUCCCAGGCAGAGACGGAACGUGCUGGAGUGCGUGAACUCUCAACGACUGCGGAAAUGUCUGAGCUUGAGGCGACAACCACAACAGAAGGAGCAAACUUGCGCGUAUCAACAGCUCAUAUCCCGUCACCCCCAGAUAGUAGCGCUUCUGCUACAAAGUCAAUCGUCUUCCUACUGGAUGCUUCAUCUGCUGCUCUUGGAGAAGCAUGGAAGAAUGUUCGUUCUUUGAUUAUCUACCUAGUUUCGAAAAGCUUGGCCACCUCCAUGAACAAUGGCUGGUCC
Ostertagia ostertagi is the source of this 651-nucleotide messenger RNA. The record is from the annotation of a GenBank genome assembly. Lineage: Eukaryota; Metazoa; Nematoda; Chromadorea; Rhabditida; Trichostrongylidae.